AUGGAAGGUGUGCUUAAUUUCUCUCUUUCUUCUUCUGAUAUGGGUGAUCAAACAAGAACCACGAAACAUUUGAUGGCUCAUCAUCUCCUCUUUAUCUUCACCUUGUUUUUCUUUGGAAUUUUCUCUGUGAAUCAUGCAUGCAACCAAAUAGACAAAAAAUCCCUCUUCUCCUUACCCUUCAAUACAUCUUCUCCACCAUUGAAUUGGUCUUCCAUUGAUUGUUGCUAUUGGGAAGGUAUUUCUUGUGAUCAAAACCAUAAGGUCACCCGUAUUUGGUUACCCUCUAGGCACCUCAAGGGGAGUAUAUCCCCCUUUUUUGGAAACCUCACACAUCUCAUUCACCUCAAUCUCUCCCACAAUUCACUUUCAGAAGCUCUUCCUACUAGAUUCUUUUCAUCCUUGAAUCAACUCAAGAUCCUUGAUUUGAGCUACAACUAUUUGGGUGGAGAUAUAUCAUUGAUGUUUUCAUCUAGUGGCUCUUUUACUGGUUGGCCAACCUCCAUUCAAAUGCUUGACAUGUCAAGCAAUAACUUCAGUGGGACAAUGCAAUCUUCAUUCCUCCAGGGAGCAUGGAACUUGAUCAAGCUCAAUGUCAGCAACAAUAGUUUCACGGGCCCUAUUCCUUCCUCUUUUUGCAUCAAUUCUCCAUUUGUCAGGCUCCUCGAUUUCUCUCACAAUGAUUAUAGUGGCCAAAUUCCUAACGGACUAGGAAGAUGUUCUAAACUAAAGGUUUUUCGAGCAGGUUUUAACUCUAUUUCUGGACUGCUCUCUCAUGAUAUAUACAGUGCAAUAGGGUUGGAAGAAAUCUCCUUGCCUUUCAAUAAUCUUUCAGGAUCCAUUAGCAAUGACAUCCUGAACCUUACUAAACUCACCAACCUUGAGUUAUCUGGCAACAAAUUGAGCGGCAAACUGCCUGUGAAUAUCGGAAAGCUCUCCAAAUUAAAGCAUCUACUCCUUCAUAUGAACUUCUUAACAGGUUCUCUACCCCCAUCUUUGAUGAAUUGCACUAAUCUCACAAAAUUGAAUCUUUGGUUCAAUUUCUUUGAAGGAAAUAUCUCCACCUUUAAUUUCUCCAGCUUUCGUCAACUUUCUAUACUUGACUUGGGGAAAAAUAGCUUCACAGGUAGCUUGCCAAUAAGCCUUUACUCAUGCAAGUCCCUAAGGGCAAUUCGACUUGCCCGAAACCAACUAAAGGGACAAAUCUUACCUCAGGUGAUUCAAUUGAAAUUCUUAUCUUUCCUUUCCCUUGGUAGCAAUGGUCUAACCAAUAUAACAGGGGCAAUCAAGAAUUUGAUGGGUUGCAAGAAUCUCAGCAUAUUAAUCCUUGCAGACAAUUUUUGGCAAGAGGCAAUGCCAGCUGAUGAUAGAAUAAUUGGUUUGGAUGGAUUUGAAAAUCUUCGACUUUUGGGUCUUUCUCAUUGCCAACUCACCGGUCAAUUUCCUAUAUGGCUAACUAAGCUUAAGAAGCUACAAGUCUUGGAUCUAAGUCACAAUCGCAUCACAGGUUCAAUUCCCAGUUCGUUGUCGACUCUUCCAAGACUCUUCUUGUUAGAAUUGUCUAAUAAUCUCAUUUCAGGUGAAUUCCCAAAGGAACUUUGUGGAUUGCCAGCAUUGGUAUUAGAACAAGAUAGAGCUCUAAUAGACCAUCAUAAUCUAGAGUUACCUCUCUUUCUCUACUUAAAUGGUAUCUAUAGCCAGUACAAUAUUCUCACCAACAUGCCACCAACAAUAUCGGUCGGAAACAACAGUCUUAGCGGCAACAUCCCAGUUGAGAUUGGUCAUCUGCAGUUGCUUCAUAUUCUGAGUCUUGGCCAUAACAACUUCUCAGGCGAAAUUUCAGACCAAAUAUCUAGUCUCUCAAGCUUGGAAAGACUGGAUCUCUCUGUAAAUCACUUGUCUGGUGAAAUACCAACAUCAUUAGCUAGUCUACAUUUCUUGUCUCAGUUUAGCAUUGCAAGCAAUAAUUUGCAUGGACCAAUACCAUUAGGCACUCAGCUUUUGAGCUUUGGUGCCUCUGCAUAUGAAGGCAACCCAGGACUUUGUGGCCCCCCACUUCCAAAUGGGUGUGCCAAUAUUGUUAGCAACAACGUUGACGAGGACGUUCAGGAUGAUGAAGAUUGGCUUGGAAUGCCAUGGUUUCCUGUCAGUGUGGUUCUUGGCUUUUUUACGGGCUUUUGGGGAGUCUUGGGUCCUUUACUUUUUAGCUACAAUUGGAGAGUUGCAUAUUUCCAGUUCCUGGACAACGUAAAAAAGAGGCUCUAUGUCACACUAGGAAUGUGUUUGACUGGAUUGCACAGAAGGUUAUGA
Alnus glutinosa is the source of this 2307-nucleotide messenger RNA. Its product is annotated as receptor-like protein 2. Gene Ontology annotation, molecular function: protein binding. Lineage: Eukaryota; Viridiplantae; Streptophyta; Magnoliopsida; Fagales; Betulaceae. The transcript has a single exon. Bases 1 to 2307 code for a protein of 768 amino acids. The record is from RefSeq and is a predicted model, not a curated record.